Molecule: messenger RNA, 3159 nt
Organism: Exophiala aquamarina CBS 119918
Lineage: Eukaryota; Fungi; Ascomycota; Eurotiomycetes; Chaetothyriales; Herpotrichiellaceae
Product: PLK protein kinase
Exons: 1
Coding region: 1-3159 (1052 amino acids)
Biological process (GO): regulation of protein localization to mitotic spindle pole body; mitotic cell cycle; regulation of cytokinesis
Cellular component (GO): spindle pole; spindle pole body; nucleus
Molecular function (GO): protein binding; protein kinase activity; ATP binding
Source: RefSeq, a predicted model, not a curated record
AUGGAGGUGCUCUCUCCUCGAUCUGGGAACCUGCCAAUGGCACCUCCACCAAAGCCAAUCAAGAAACCAAAGGCCUCAACAAAUCCCAAGCCCCAAGACAAGCCCACCAAUCCCGAUCGCAUUGAAGACAAAUGGCGGCCUCCCGUUACAAUCACCGAGCCAGGUGCUUCCCCAGAGACUUAUCUCAUAGGCAAGAAGCUGGGCAAAGGGGGCUUUGCUGUCUGCUUUGAAGGCAAAAGCAAGAGGACAUCCGCAGUCCUUGCUCUCAAGGUGGUCAAAGCCAAAGUUGAACAGAAGAAGAUGAUGGAGAAGUUCCGGACCGAACUACAAAUACACGCAAAGAUGCACCACCCCAAUAUUGUCGAGUUCCUACGUGCUUUCACAAUUGAAGAUCAUACUUAUGUUGUUCUUGAAAUGUGCCCCAAUGGAAGCUUGGCCGAGAUGGUCAAAGCUCGAUCAUGCCUUAGCCUGCCUGAGGUGCGACGUUACAUGGUCCAGAUAUGUGGUGGAGUCAAAUACCUACACAGAAGAUCUGUCAUUCACAGAGAUCUGAAAAUGGGCAAUAUCUUCAUAGAUUCAUGUAUGAAUCUCAAGAUUGGUGACUUUGGUCUUGCUGCCGUCAUGGCUGAUGAACAAGACCGAAGAACUACCCUGUGUGGGACUCCCAACUAUAUUGCACCGGAAAUCUUGAGUAAGUCUGGUAAUCGUGGUCACGAUAACAAAGUCGAUACAUGGGCCGUUGGAGUCAUUUGCUAUGCCAUGUUGAUGGGCACGCCGCCCUUCCAGUCCAAGACACAGCAAGAAAUCUAUUCCAAACUAAAGACCUUGGAGUACGAGUGGAAACUUGACAGCAAGAAUUAUAUCCCCCAGCAAGCAAAGGAUUUCGUUUCGUCUUGCUUGAACUUGAACUCCGCCGACAGGCCCGACAUGGAUCAACUUGUGGACCACGACUUCUUCACUAUGGGUUCAAUUGCAGAUCAACUGGAACUUACUUGCCUGAAAGGCACUCCUAUCUGGCUUGAGAAUGCUGAUCCCCGAGGAGAUAAGGUAAAGCCAGGCUUCGGGAUUAGUCAUUCAAGAAUAUGUCGUGAAUGUGGUGUUGGUAUUGGUUCUGAUGGUUGCCCUCGUGCAAGUGUUGGUAUCGGAGCCAACAUAUCUGCGCUCGUCGAAAUUGAAGCCGAAAACAGAGAAGGAUGUGCUCCAUCCAUUCCACUACCCACGGGAAUUCUCUACAAACAAUUCUCGCAGGCACAUGCGGAUUGGAUCGCCCAUCAAAAGCAGCCAUUGUUACCGACUCGACCACGAAAUCGGAAGCCCGAAACUUUAUCAUCUGGUCGGUCGGUGAGUUCCAGCGUGGCCAUGAAAUCCGAAUUCGAACAAAUGGACAUCGCUAGUGUCAAAACCACAAUUCAUGGAGCGAUCUCAACGAAACACUUCCAAAGCUUUGCCGCCCAGCAGAGGCAACAGGCACUCCCUGCUGCUGUUCCCCGGAUGGUGGAAAUGGCCCCGAAAGAUAAUCCUAAGGUGGCCGAAAAAGUUGGGGCAGAUGUACCGGUGCCAGCACUUCUCAAUCAACGGCCAUUGAGAGCGGCUACAAUUCGAGCGACCAGAAGCGCGGCUUUGAAGGAGCAACUACCCACAAUCUCAAAGACAUUACCUCGAUCAAACACCCUGCCAAACACGAUAGAAGCCCUUGCAAAGGAAAUCGAAGCAGAUGUUGAGAAGUUUGAAAGCCGUCGAGUGAAACAGGUAGCGUCUUCUACUAAGGUCUCGAUCAAGAACGACUCAGGCACGAAAUCAGUACGAUCAAUCGCGGCAGUUGAUAAGACAGCGCCAUCUGUACCUUCGUUAUCCACAGAUAUUUCAAACCGAGUGCUGCAAGCAGCGACUGGCAACGAGCGCAAAGUGCCGUCUGACGAGAACAAGACAGAUCCUACGCCGUUCAGAUCCACUGUCAGGCAUCGAACUGCUUCCAAAGCCGCUCUAGAAGUUCUUCGUUCCCUACCAAGGGCUCAUAACAGAAUAAUAGCACUUGAUGACCCCUACGAAUUGGUCAGAAAGACUGGCAGUGCAGAUGUGCUUGACUCACUUCGGGCUGUAGUUCAUGCACUCGACAAUCGAUCGGCCGAUGAUACUCCCCGGCGGCCUCGAUCUGCUUACGGAAGUCGGAGAGCACGACCCAACACAACGUAUCCUAGAGUGGACAAGUGGGUGGACUAUUCAACCCGUCAUGGUAUUGCAUAUAUCCUUAGUGAUGGCAGUGUUGGGAUGAUUCUAAGGUCAUCUGAUGACAAUGUCAGAGCGAGCAGUUGUGUGGUCGUGCGAAAUGGUAGCCACCACACUAUACGGAGAGCCAAGGGUCUGGACUAUCAAUUCGUCCCUCAAGGCCCUGAAGCUCACAACAUCGAGUUUUACGAGCAAACUGACUAUGCUAAGGAGAUGAAGCGCCUAGAUGUCCCUUCGAGCAAGUUCCAAUUAGACCUGGAUAACCAUCCAAACCAGAUGGCCGCUCUGAAUGCCGUUCAAAUAGGUCUAGAGGGUAGCGAGGCUGAGCGUAUGAAGGAAAUCGCUCUUUUGGACAAGUUCGGGAAGUACAUGAACAAGCAGACCGGCAACUGGGAUCCUUCCAACGGUAAAAGGGUCAGGAGCACGAUAUUGGUUCACUUCUAUCAACGAGUGGGAAAUGUUGGUGUAUGGAGAUUUGUGGACGGUGGACUACAAUUCAACUUCCCAGAUCAUACCAAGGUUUCAGUUUACGAACAGCGAGAUGAGAACGGUGAUGAAAGGUAUAUGGUGGACUUUGUCUAUCUGUUAUCGACUGACGCAACGAAUUUGGCCAAUCUUGGAAUGGCGAGCGGAGAGGCUUUGGAGCGAAGAGGCACAAUGAGCAUUCCACUGGAAGAAAUCCUGGGUGAUGGAUUGCGACGGCUUGAGGAGGAAGUUUUGAGAACCAACGAAAUCAGGGAAAAGCUGUCCUGGAUCCGUGCUGUUGUUGGAUGUUGGAUCAAACAUGAUGGAUUGGGGAGAAUGGGAGAGGAACGAUUGGGCUGGAGUGGACUACAGGAACGCAUGGGUGGACCAAAAAUCAAGUUGCAAUGGGUAACUGUUGGGCGACCCGGUGGUGAUGGAGAUGGCCAGUUGAAGUCGACGAAAAGUUGA